AAAGUGAAAAAUUGGCGCUCAAUGUGAGAACUGAGAAGCAGAUAAGGCCUGAAGCGGUAACAGAAACACGACCGUCUACCUCAGUUCGUCCAUCCUCACCGUGAAUCGUACUGUCGAAGCAGAUCAGCAGGGAAGAAGACAAGUUGAGCCCUACUUCCACUCACACUUGUCGGCGUUCUUCACUUCGCCGUAAAGUUCGUUAUCGGCCGAAUCGACCCUGCAGCUUUUUAUUUCGCAGACCGCAGUUUCCCUGCUGCCCCCGUUCGCCUGUGCUUCGAUUUUUAGAUCCGCAUGGUUGAACCAUGAAUACUGAAUGGAAUCCAAAUUCCCUGAGAAGAGAUCCGAAUUCUAAAACCACGGUGGCUAACAGAGCGCCAUUUACAGACAUCUCAAACUUUAAUAUCACUCCAAUCGAGACUCUUCGCAAACUCUGCUCCUCCUCCACUACUAAUGCCUCCAGUGCCCCCUCGUUUGGGACCUACUCCUCCAGCACUGAAUCAACCAUUCUGAAAUCCCCAAUUUCAGUUUUGCUGUCGGACACCAGUGUCGGAUCCUCCUCUCCUGUCCUAAUACAGAACGCCAGAAAGCUCGGGUUAUCUGCUCCUCUUCGCAUCCCUGUCUCGUCUCGUUCAUCACAUAGCACUUCAGAUUCUGCAGAUGGUGAACCAGAAGUUUAUGGUCAAAGUGAGACUCUCUCAAAACCUACAGGAGAAAGUGAUGCUACAGUUUUUCACUGCUCUACAAUUCGUAAAAAUAAAAGGGGCAAAGUAGAUGUAGUUUCUGAUGGUAGCAAGAAGGAUUGUAUGGAUCAUGCUAGCCAACUUUCAAUUGAGAAAAAAAAGAAUAAAGGAAAGCAAAGUAUUAGUUCGCCCAGUUCCCCACCUCCCAAGGGUAAGAAGGACAGACGAAUUCCAUGUGAAAAAGAUGCCAGUAUUUGUGAUAAAAUAAUGGCCAACGAACUGUCUGAUGCACCCAUCAAAUGCUCAACAUUAAGGAAGACCAGGGGAAGAAGAAAGUUGGACAACUCUGUUUUUAGUUGCCCUCCUUUGCCACGCACAAGGAAUAAUAGGAGCAAGGCUAUUGAAGCUGGUGAAGCUGAGUCAUUAGGAUCAUUGACUGAUCCCAAUAAAAAGCUUCCCAAGAAGAGGUCUUCUGGGAAGCAGCAGCCUUUUAAUAACUGGUCUUUUGAUAAAGAUUUUGUAGAAAAACAAAAGGCUUACUUCAAAGAAAUUGAUGACUUCGAACUGGAAGUGGAGGAAGACACAGAGUGAUUAUUAGAAGAGUAGACGAGGAGUGUGGGGUAGUGCACGUUGGUUGGUUUUUUGUAAUCUAAAUCUGAUGCGCUUGACAUAUGUACAGCUCGAAAAAGAUAUGAUGUGUAUAUUUCUUUCAUAAUUCGGAUAGAAAAGUUACUGUCAAAGUAAAAUCGGUAGAAGGUUACUAUAAAAAUAGAUCAGAGUAUGGCUUAAUACACUUCCGGAAUCAGACCGGGACUUGUUUAAAUCUGGUAGCGGUUCCACAUAUGUGGGAUCGGAACUAGUUGAUCGGGUUCACUUCAUACUCUCUUCCUCCUACAAUUAAUUUUAU
Cuscuta epithymum is the source of this 1587-nucleotide messenger RNA. NCBI's taxonomy places the organism in Eukaryota, Viridiplantae, Streptophyta, Magnoliopsida, Solanales, Convolvulaceae. The record is from the annotation of a GenBank genome assembly.